AUGUCUGCAACGCCAGCAACGGAAGAGGCUACCGUAUCACGGACGUUGAUCAUUGAUACAAUAACUCCGUACCCUACAUCACAAAAACCGAUUGUAGCAGCGAACUAUAGCUUCCCGGGUCCAUUAAUCGAAGCAUACGAAGGCGAUACUCUAAUAAUUCGUGUAAUUAAUAAACUUGCACAGCCGACGACCGUUCAUUGGCAUGGAAUGUCUCAAAACGGUACACAGGACAUGGACGGUGCGGUGGGCGCGACGCAAUGUCCUAUUCCUUCCAAAGCUGAAAUGAUAUACACAUUUAAAGCUUCACCUGCAGGUACUGCAUGGUACCAUGGUCACCAUUUGGAUCAAUAUGCAGACGGUCUAAUUGGCCCAUUGAUUAUUCGUCGACAAGUAGAACCGAAUCAGGAGUAUUACGAUACUGAGCGCAUACUAAUGGUAGCUGAUUGGUACAAUGAUCUUGCACGAACAAAAUUAUUAUCAUGGUAUUUAAGCGCAAGCAAUCCAAAAGGCAUUGAACCCAUACCUGACGCUAUCGUUGUGAAUGGUAAAUUUUCUCAGUCGUUGUUCGUGCAAACCAACGGUGCAACACGUAUCCGUUUUAGAAUCAUUAAUGCAGCCGCAUUUUCCAUGUAUACUUUUUCAAUCGAUGGAUUACCAUUACAUAUUAUUGAACUUGAUCAAACGCCUGUAAUGCCAUACAUAGUGUCUUCUUUUGUCAUCAACGCUGCUCAACGGGUUUCUUUCUAUGUGAAUAUGAAUGAAUUUGACCAAAACUUUGUACCCGCCGAAGUAGCACCGACAAAAUCAAUUUACAUACGAUUUCAAGCUAUGCCAGACAUGUACCCAGCUGAUAUUAGCAGCUAUAUUCCUCCAUAUGCAACUCCACGUUAUCCGUAUCCAACAUUUUUCAACCCAUUGUACCUGGCUAUUUUAUCACUCAAUUCACAGAAUUCCAUACCUACAUAUCCAGUCAAUCAAGAACAAUCAAGUCAUCCAAGUUCAGGAGAUCCAGAAGAUGUCAAUAUCUUACGUGCUCGACCAUUCUAUCAAGCAAAAAAUAUAGUUCCGGAUGCAACACAUUAUCUAAAACUUGUCAUCACAUUUGCUCCAGAUUCCUCUAACAUCACUCGUGGAUAUUUUAACAAUGUCACGUACGGCCCUCCUGCGAAUAAUGUUACCACUAAAACGCUUAAUAAAAAAUGCGUAACAUCGAAUGCGUUACCACUGCUGUAUCAGAUGGCAACGACGCCAAAUGGACUCGGCAUUCCAUCUCCAAUCAUGACAAGCGGAAGUUCCUUACCAGUUAUACAGAGUGACGGAAAUGGACACUACUUAAUUCCAUAUGGAGCCGUUGUCGACAUCUUUUUGGAGAACAGAGAUGCGGGUGAACAUCCAUUUCAUUCUCAUGGUUAUAACUUUUGGAUCAUAUCAACUUCGGAAAAUCCUCAAGCGGAAGAAUUGUAUCGUGGAGCAUACCUACAACGAGACGUGGUGAGCGUACCAAGUCUCGGUUGGGCCAAGAUCCGACUUUUAGCCAAUAAUCCAGGUGCUUGGCUCUUCCAUUGUCACAUUGAAUGGCAUAUGGAUGCAGGACUCGUUAUAGCUUUUAUAGUUGGUCCCAAUGAAUUGCUAGCACAAGGCUAUACGAUUAAACCUACUCACAAGCGGCUCUGCUGA
Rotaria sp. Silwood2 is the source of this 1677-nucleotide messenger RNA. NCBI's taxonomy places the organism in Eukaryota, Metazoa, Rotifera, Eurotatoria, Philodinida, Philodinidae. The record is from the annotation of a GenBank genome assembly.